AUGUCGCUUUUAUCCAAGGUCACCCGUUGCAUGAAAACUAUUGCUCCUUUAGAGCUUGCCGAAACUUCGUGGGAUAAUGUUGGUGUUUUAGUCGAGCCUCCUUUUCCUUGUCCCAAGCAAAGUAAAGUCUUACUAACCAUUGACUUAACUCACAAAGUACUUGAGGAAGCUCUUUCUGACCCUAAGAUUGGUACAAUUGUGUCAUAUCAUCCACCUAUUUUUAGCUCCAUGAAACGUCUUACUUCAGCAGACGUCAAACAAGAUAUUAUCUUGAAAGCCAUUGCACGUGGUGUGGGUAUUUAUUCACCUCACACAGCGUGUGAUAAUUGCGUAAAUGGAGUCAAUGACUGGUUAGCCAGUGGUCUUGGUCAAGGCUCUUCAGAAGCCAUCACUCCCUCUGUCAAUCCACCCGUCGGCCAGGAACAAUCGGGUUCCGGUCGUAUUUUUAGAUUCACGAGUCCUACAGAGUUAAUGACCGUCGUAGAACGUGUCAAGAAAUUAACCGGUUUACGUCAUUUGCGUUUGGCAACCGCUGAAAACAACACACUGGUUUCAUCCGUGGCUAUUUGUGCUGGCUCAGGAUCUUCUGUCUUGGGCCCUGUGACUGCCGAUGUGUAUCUCACAGGAGAAAUGGGACAUCAUGAUGUUUUGGCUGCUUUGGCCAAGAAUACCAGCGUCAUCUUAUGCGAACAUACCAAUACAGAGCGUGGCUAUCUCUCUGCCGUGCUUCAACCUGCUUUAUCUAAGGCAUUGGAAAAUGACACUUCAGAAGAGGGUGAACCUAUCCAAGUCCUCGUAUCCAAGUUUGAUAAAGAUCCUCUUGUCAUUAUUUAA
Molecule: messenger RNA, 834 nt
Organism: Mucor mucedo
Lineage: Eukaryota; Fungi; Mucoromycota; Mucoromycetes; Mucorales; Mucoraceae
Product: GTP cyclohydrolase 1 type 2/Nif3
Exons: 5
Coding region: 1-834 (277 amino acids)
Cellular component (GO): mitochondrion; cytoplasm
Source: RefSeq, a predicted model, not a curated record